UGCUUCUCAAUUUUCACGUCAUUUUGCUUACACACAGCAACGCAAGCAUCGUGCUUCAGCAAUGCCAUUGGCAUUGCGAAUAAAUUUGCCGUUUCUUAUAACAUGAUGACUGCUUCUACAAAGAAAACGGACUACUCAGCGAAACAUGGCCGACUUAAUGGCAGGAGAGCUUGGUGCGCUCAAAGUGCCAGGGGUACCCAGGAGUGGCUUAAGAUUGAACUUGAAAAGUCAACUGAAAUAUGUGGUGUUGCGACUCAAGGAAGAGAGGAUACCGAUGAAUACGUUAUAUCCUUUAAACUGUAUUAUUCUUUGGAUGGUGAUGGCUGGACUGCUUAUAAGAAUUCAAAUGGCUAUGAUGAGGUUAAUCUAUACUUUUUAGCUUAGAAGGACGUUGUAACCCCGGUCUAAGGAGUAGCGUUGUGAUCAAGAAUAUUUUGGCGGGAUUUCUGUAACCCGGUACUAUAAAUUUUAACCCUUACAUUCAAGAUGUAAACGCGUUCAAGAAAGCGGGGACAAUUCUUUGCACUGCAAAACGGUCGUUUUUUUUUUUUUUUUCUCAAAACCGGUUUAGCGUAGCGUAAGAAUAGCGUGUGAGGGGAAAGAAAGAAAAACGGACUGUCGGUUUUUCAUACAAUGAGUUCGUUCUGACCAGGGGGCUCAAAAAUGUCUUCCAGCUGUCAAAAAUCUGUUCAAAACGCCACCCUCUUUGUAAAUUUGAUAGACCCGGUGAUCGAUUUCGCGAUAGAAUAGUGCGUGUUAGUGUCUGCGCGUGCCCUAGAAUCUUGUGGUACACGCUAUCCAGUAAUUCCAAAGCCAGCAGUCUUGAGCGUUGUUUCCUAGUGCAAUGUAGUUUUUUUCUUGAAGUUCAAAAAUGAGUGGAAGUGGCAGUACGCCGACAGAGCCUGUGCCUGCUCCUCGAAGAGGGGGAAAGCCGAGCUGAGGACUUCAGAUAAUAUUAGAAUGUGCGCUGUUGUUUCAAAACACAGUUCGGCAAUUUUAAGAUUGGAUGGAUAGACUCUGCAAAUAUGUUUGUUGCCCCUGCUAGAAAAGAUGAACGUUACCAAAGUUGGCCGACCUUCUGCAAAAAGAACUUCUCGUUGUCCUUGGUGAACGAGAAUCUUUCUCUACAAGAGUUUGCUCGCCGAGCGGAACAAAGGUUAUAAACUGCCCUGCGAACACGCCAACGGGAUAGAAUUCAUCACAGUAGAGAACAUUGCGAAUGACUUAUUGGAAACAUAACUUGACAGCUUGCAAACGGCUUGGAUCAAAAUUUAGCCAGUAGGAAUUGCCGUGGCUGGGAGAUGCGGGUAAUUCGAACGAAUAUAACGUAUGCAAAGCGGACAUUCCAUAAUUUUUGCGUCUCUCCUCAGUCUCGCUCUCUGCUUUCAGCUUCGCUCCAGACCUUUUGUUUGAUUGUUCGCGCGUAUUUGAGUACGCAAAAAUACGGACUGUUUUGCAGUCUAAAUUUAUUUGAUAAUUAUUACCCUGGUCAAAAUUUUGAUUAAACGGCGAGUUUAAAUUCAAUAAUAUGUAAUUAAAUAACCUUAUUUACUCGGUUACGCGCCCCUCAGGGCGUUUAUUGAACUAUUUGGCCGCGAAAGUGAGCGCUUAUUCGAGGCUGAGCAAUUUGACUGUUUUCAAUAAAUAGUAAAUUUGCAUGUGAUCUGUGUGAUGUGGAUUAUGUUGGCUACACAGCCCGACGCCUUCAUCAACGCAUUGCUGAAUACGGAUAUUCUGUUGUCGGUAAAUAUUUUUUUAGAAGCUCACGGUGACAAAAAUCUUUUGAAAGAGGGUCAAUUUGGCGUUCUUGAGAAGUGGAAAUUUGACUGCCUCGUAUACGAAAUGUUAUUAUUCAUCACAGAGCUUAACCCUAGCCUUAAUACUCAGAGUGACUCCAUUAGCGCUAAACUCUUGGUUUAACUUUUCACAUAUUUUUAUAUGUUACUCUAUAAUUGAUCUAUUGUUUUCUCUUGUAUGUAUAGAACUUUCAUAAGGUAUUUUUUUUACUUGAUAACGACGUUCGAGAACGUCGAAACGUCGUAUUCUUAAAAUGUUUUAAGAAAAGUAUUUGCGUAAUUUUUCAUAGCUAAAUGUUUUAAAAAGUCGCUUCUUUUUAAUUUGGUAAAUUGAUCUAGCAAAAAAGAUAAAUUAAUGAAUAAUAAUAAUAAAAAAGAAAAAUAUUAAACCAAAACUAGAAGAUGAACCCAAGCAUAAUUUGAAAUGUUUACCCAUACUCCUGUUUUGCAGCUCUGUUUUUUGGUGUUCGGUGUGAGUGUGUGAGCGUGGGGGAUGGGGGCGUGUUAGGAAUGGGUGCUUAUACGUGGGUGGAAAGUGUGGAUUUGUCUUUAACCAUUGAAAAUCGCUUUACUUUUAUAAAGUUCAUUCCUGUUAUUAUAAAUGUAAUUUUAUAAAUAGAGGACUCAAUUACCUAAAAGGCUAUAAGGUUUCCUUUAUACCGCCAUAUCCUUUUUUCUAAUAAGUACUUAGAAUCUGUAGCUUUCUUGUGUGACCAAAUAAAUGAAUAAGUACAUAAAUAUACCAAUAAGUUGAAAGGGUCCUAAUGUUAAGCGUGGUUUCCUGAAAUGUAUUGAUAUUUCAAGGAAUUUUCCCAUGAUCAUUUUAUUUUAAUUUGUCUUGAAAGGUUUUCACUAGAUUUGGAAACAGCAGCAUCACUGACUACCAUCAGCUACCUGUUCCAGUGUCUCCAAAAUUCAUUGUAUUUCAUCCAACAAGUCAGCAUAUCUGGAACUGUUUACGAGUGGAGAUAUACAGCACUAAUAGCACU
This is a messenger RNA of Porites evermanni, 2785 nucleotides long. NCBI's taxonomy places the organism in Eukaryota, Metazoa, Cnidaria, Anthozoa, Scleractinia, Poritidae. The record is from the annotation of a GenBank genome assembly.